UCGAGCGAUCGGUUCGUCUGGCUUCGCAUUCCUCGAGAGUCAGUUGAGCAUUGGACGUCCUCGUUAGCGGUUGCCAGCGUCUUCUGAGCGACGAACAUAUGAAGUCGCUCAGGCACCAACAGUAGGAAGUGAUCCGUAAUGAAUUGAAGAGAGACGACACCACCAGAGACCAAGGAACCACGCGGAAAACCAAAUAGUCUUAGAACUUGUCCACAUCCCAGGGACACCCACCUGUAGCCCGAGAGCUAAGCCCCAACUAAACCCACCAUGAAGCGCAGCCGGUGGAGCCACAGUGGCUCCUCCACGGCGCCUCUGCUGCUGAUCGGAGUCCUGAUCGCCAGCUGCACCACCGUUAUCCUAGCCGCCCAGCGUCCACCCAUCAACUCCGUGGGAGGCCACGAGUUGCGCAAUGUCAACUACUUGCCGGCCCUGGAGUGCUACGAUCCAUAUGGCAGACCGCAGAAAUGCCUGCCCGAGUUUAUCAAUGCUGCCUAUCAACUACCUAUUGAGUCCACUAAUACCUGCGGUGAGCAGAAAGACAACCGCUUCUGCGUACAAACUAUGAAUCAAAAUCAUAAGAAUUGCGAGCUGUGCGGACGUAAUGAUCACACUACCACCUUUUUGACCGAUGCGCAUAAGGGGGAGAUCCCCACCUGGUGGCAAUCGGAGACCAUGUACGAGGGCAUCCAGCACCCGAGCUAUGUGAAUCUGACUUUGCACUUCGGAAAGUCCUACGAUGUCACAUAUGUGAGCAUUCUGUUCCGCUCGCCUCGUCCCGAAUCCUUUACCAUCUACAAGAGGACCUCGCAGAAUGGUCCCUGGAUUCCCUACCAGUUCUACAGUGCCACCUGUCGCGACACCUACUCCCUGCCCGAUUCGCGGGCCAUUCGCAAGGGAGAAGGUGAGGCUCAUGCCUUCUGCACCAGCGAGUACAGUGAUAUCUCGCCAUUGAGGGACGGAGAGAUCGCCUUCUCCACGCUGGAGGGUCGUCCCAGUGGCAUCAAUUUCGAGCGCAGUGCUGAGCUCCAGGAAUGGGUCACGGCCACCGAUAUCCGAAUCACUUUGGAUCGCCUGAACACCUUCGGUGACGAGGUCUUCGGAGAUCCCCAGGUGCUGCAGUCCUACUUCUAUGCCAUCACCGACAUUUCGGUCGGAGCACGUUGCAAGUGCAACGGACAUGCCAGCAAGUGCAUCACCAGCACCGGAAUGCAUGGCGAGAGGGCCGUGGUCUGCGAGUGCCGUCACAAUACCGAUGGACCCGACUGCGAUCGCUGCCUGCCGCUCUACAACGACCUCAAGUGGAAGAGGUCUACCUCCACGGAAGUGAACGAAUGCAAAGCCUGCAACUGCAAUGGACUGGCGGACAAGUGCUUCUUCGACGCGCAGCUCUUCAACCGCACGGGUCACGGAGGUCACUGCCUGGACUGCCGCGAGAAUCGCGAUGGUCCCAACUGCGAGCGCUGCAAGGAGAACUUCUAUAUGCGCGACGACGGCUACUGCGUGAACUGCGCCUGCGAUCCCGUGGGCUCCCGAUCGCUGCAGUGCAACAGCCACGGCAAGUGCCAGUGCAAGCCGGGAGUGACGGGCGACAAGUGCGACCGCUGCGACAACAACUACUAUCAGUUCGGCCCCCAUGGCUGCCAGCAGUGCGGAUGCGACGGACGGGGCUCCCACGAGAACACCCCCGCCUGCGAUGCGGAGACCGGAAUCUGCUUCUGCAAGGGCAACGUGGAGGGCAGGCGAUGCAAUGAAUGCAAGCCCGGCUUCUUCAACCUGGACAAGUCGAACCGAUUCGGCUGCACCCCCUGCUUCUGCUACGGCCACACCUCCGAGUGCAUGACGGCACCGGGCUACUCGAUUGUCUCGGUGACCUCGAACUUUAACAAGUUCAAGGAGCGCUGGACGGCUGCCGACUUGAACCAGCGCGAGGUGGACAUCAAGUACAACCAGUACAGUCGGAGCAUAGGAACCACCGCCCAGGGCAACGAGCACGUGUACUUCCAGGCGCCCGAUCGCUUCCUCGGCGAUCAGAGGGCCUCCUACAACAGGGAUCUGAAGUUCAAGCUGCAGUUGGUGGGUCAGGUGGCCAAUACGGGAGUGAGUGAUGUGAUUCUCGAGGGCGCCGGCAGCCGUAUCUCGCUGCCCAUUUUCGCCCAGGGCAAUGGACUGCCCGAUCUGGGGGUCAAGGAGUUCACCUUCCGGCUGCACGAACACCACGACUACCAGUGGCAGCCCAGCCAGUCGGCCCGCGGAUUCCUCUCGAUUCUGUCCAACCUGACGGCCAUCAAGAUCAGGGCCACGUACUCGGUGCAGGGCGAGGCCAUUCUGGACGACGUGGAGCUGCAGACGGCGCAUCGCGGGGCAGCCGGUCAUCCGGCCACCUGGAUCGAGCAGUGCACCUGCCCCGAGGGUUACCUGGGUCAGUUCUGCGAGUCCUGCGCCCCCGGCUAUCGGCACAGUCCCGCCCGCGGAGGUCCCUUCAUGCCCUGCAUACCCUGCGAUUGCCAUGGCCACGCCGACAUCUGCGACUCCGAGACGGGCAGGUGCAUCUGCCAGCACAACACUCACGGGGAUAACUGCGAUCAGUGCGCCAAGGGAUUCUACGGGAAUGCCUUGGGUGGAACUCCCAGCGACUGCAAGCGGUGUCCUUGCCCCAAUGACGGUGCCUGUCUGCAGAUCAACGAGGAUACGGUUAUUUGUACAGAGUGUCCAAAGGGUUAUUUCGGUUCUCGAUGCGAACAGUGUAGCGAUGGCUUCUUUGGCGAUCCCACUGGGCUGCUGGGCGAAGUUCAGACCUGCAAGAGCUGCGACUGCAAUGGAAAUGUGGACCCGAAUGCGGUGGGCAAUUGCAACAGGACGACGGGCGAGUGUUUGAAGUGCAUCCACAAUACGGGCGGUGAUCACUGCGAUCAGUGUUUGUCCGGGCACUUUGGAGAUCCCCUGGCUUUGCCACAUGGACGCUGCGAUCGUUGCACCUGCUACGAGGCAGGAACCGAGCAGGAUGAGCAGAGCAUCACGCGAUGCGACCAGGUGACUGGCCAGUGCCAGUGCAAACCGAAUGUGAUUGGCCGGGAUUGUGGGGAGUGUCAGCCGGGUUACUUUAAUAUUCGAUCAGGAAAUGGCUGCGAGAACUGCCUGUGCGAUCCGGUGGGCAGCUACAAUGCCACCUGCGAUCGCUACUCCGGCCAGUGCCACUGUAGACCUGGGGUCACAGGUCAGCGGUGCGACCAGUGCGAGAACUACUUCUACGGCUUCUCCGGCGAGGGCUGCAAGCCCUGCGAGUGCGAUGAGAGUGGCUCCAAGGGAUUCCAGUGCGACCAGAGUGGCCAGUGUCCCUGCAACGACAAUGUCGAGGGUCGUCGCUGCGAUCGCUGCAAGGAGAACAAGUACGAUAGGCAUCGCGGCUGCAUCGACUGCCCCGAUUGCUAUAACUUAGUUCAAGAUGCCGCCGAUCUGCACCGCGAGAAGCUAUCUAAUCUUAGCCAGACUCUGGAUGAGAUUGCCCGCACGCCGGUGACCAAUGACGAUGAGUUCGAGGCCAAGCUGAAGGCCGUGCAGGAGAAGGUGGCCGUUUUGGCCCAGGAUGCUCGCGAUAACUCGGGUCAAGGUGGUCAGACCUACGCCGAGGUCAUCGAUGAUCUGCACAAGCACUUGGAGAGCGUAAGGGAGCAUCUGCAAAGUGCCGAUAAGUUCCAGUCGGAUGCCAACGGGGAGAUCGAUAGGGCGCGACAGAACUACACAAUCCUCGACCAGAUCACCGAGAAUGCCAAGAAGGAACUGCAACAGGCCUUCGAUCUGCUCAACGACGAGGGUGCCCAGGCGUUGGCCAAGGCCAGGGAGAAGUCCGUGGAGUUUGGCCAGCAGUCCGAACAGAUCUCGGACAUUUCGCGCGAGGCUCGCGCUUUGGCCGACAAACUCGAGUCGGAGGCCCAGUUCGAUCUGAAGAACGCCAAGGAUGCCAAGGACGCCGUGGAGAAGGCCCAUCAGCUGGCCAAGAGCGCCAUCGAUCUGCAGGAGAAGAUCGGCACGGAGCUGCAGACGGAGGUGGGCCUGGAGCUGAGCCAUGUCAAGCAGUCGCUGGGCACCGUGGUCCAGACCUCCAAGGAGGCUCUGCGCAAGGCCAACGAGGUCUACGAAACCGCUCUGACCCUGCUGAAUGAUGUCAACCGUCAGACCCAGCCGGCCAUCGAUAUCAGCCAGCUGAAGAAGGAUGCAGUGGCGGCCAACGAGCGAGCCGAUGAGCUGCUCAAGCAGAUCAACGAAUUGUCCAACAGCAAUGGCGAACUCUUUGCCGAUUUCGAAACGGAGCAGGAACUCACGGAAACGCUGUUGAAGAGAGCCGAAGAGCAGCAACAGGAUGACAUCGAGCUAUUGGAGCGGGCCAAGGCCGCCCACGACAAGGCCACCAAGGCGGUGGAACAGGGCGACAACACCCUCAAGGAGGCCAACAACACGUACAACAAGCUGACCGGCUUCCAGUCGGAUGUCCAGCGCACUUCGGAGAGCGCCGACCAGGCACUGCAGACCGUGCCCAACAUUGAGAAGGAUAUCCAGAAUGCCGAGAGCCUGAUCAGCCAGGCGGAGGCGGCCUUGGACGGAGCCAACAAGAAUGCCAACGAGGCCAAGAAGAACGCCCAGGAGGCGCAGUUGAAGUAUGCCGAACAGGCUUCAAAGGAUGCCGAGCUGAUCCGCCGCAAGGCCAACGAGACCAAGGUGGCUGCCCGCAAUCUGCGCGAUGAGGCCGACCAACUCAAUCACCGGGUGAAGCUCACCGAAAUGGACAUAUUCAAGCUGGAGGAGAGCUCAACCAAGGACGACAACCUGGUGGACGAUGCCAAGCGAAAGGUGGGCCAGGCCAAGGCCGAUACCCAGGAGGCCCAGAAGCAGAUCGAAAAGGCCAAUGCCGAGCUGACGGCCAUCAAGGAUGAGCUGGAGAACCUGAAGGACAUUAACACGGGCGAUUUGGAUAAAUUGGAGAAUCGUUUGGCCACUGUGGAGGGUGAGAUCAAUCGUGUCAAUCUGACGGGACGCAUUGAAAAGUACCGGGAGCAGCGAACAUCCCAGAAGAAUCUGAUCGACAAGUACGACGCCGAGCUGAAGGAGCUCAGGGAGGAGGUGAAGAAUAUUGGCCUUAUUUCCAAGGCUCUGCCGGAGAACUGCUUCAGUCGCAAUCGCCUCGAACCGUAGAGAUCCAGAGAUCCCCCAGCCCCCCAAUAACAACUACUUCAAUUAACACUAAGUUCGAGAACGAGGAUCAGAACGAGACGAACAAAUCAGAUUUAUGAUAGAACGUAGCCGUUGAAUGAAAUUAUGUAAUUUUAGUGACUUAGCCGAAAUAUUCUGUUUAGUGACCAGACAACGUUAAGCUUUAACGCAUCAUCGUUCGCAUACUGUAUGCCAUAUACCAUAAUGAUACACGGGGAUGCCCACAUCGAGAAUCAACUGCCAACUGAGCUUCACCAGUUUCAAGCCAGCAACGAACUGUAUUAUAUGUUAAAAGAAACAAAAAACACUAAACACUAAACGAACUUGUACUCCAAUCCGAUAAUCCAAUCGCAUUUCUCUAUCUCUGCCGUAGCUCCACCUGAAACCUAUUCUAAACACUUAUAUAUUAACAUAUUUGUCAUCUACGUUUAAUGUGCCAAUACAAUUACCAUGUAUCUUUGUGUAUAAGUCGCUUAAAGAGUUUCCCCUCAAAAUAUAACUUUUCCAACGUUGUAAUUUUGUAAAAACCAAA
Molecule: messenger RNA, 5737 nt
Organism: Drosophila takahashii
Lineage: Eukaryota; Metazoa; Arthropoda; Insecta; Diptera; Drosophilidae
Gene: LanB2
Product: laminin subunit gamma-1
Biological process (GO): substrate adhesion-dependent cell spreading; tissue development; animal organ morphogenesis
Cellular component (GO): basement membrane
Source: RefSeq, a predicted model, not a curated record